CAAAUUCUAUAACGAAACAAAUGAUGAUAAUUGAAAUAACGAGUAGAUUAAACAACGCAUCAGUCUUGCCUUCAAAUGAUAGGAUGCAAUUGUUAGUAGUUGUCAGGGCUAUGGUGGACGACAUGAAUCUCGAUUGUGACGAUCCAACUUUGAUCAGUUAUCGAUGUGCAAAAUGUAAAAGGCUAGUUUCAGAUGAAAAAGAGUCCUGUAUGAAUCUGGAAUGUCCGUUUGGAAGUGGGAUAAAAUCUCCAAUAAAUAUAACUAGCAUAAAUGUUUUGGUCAAUCUUAAAGAUGACACUGGUUAUUUAGUCGGAUGUCGCUUGAGGGAUGCAGCCGCAGAAGAAGCAUUCUCCUGCAGUGCUGAUAUUAUGAGGGGAAUGACUCGCGAACAAUUGAAAAACCUCAAGAAUAAGUAUUGCAAAAAGCUGUGCAACGUGCGAAUGCAAGUUAUUGGCCCGUCUACUAAUUUCCAGAGUGCCAUUUACAUCAUACUUGCCAUAAAUGUUAUUGAAAGCGAAGAUGACAAUUAUGAACCUUUAAAUGUUGAUGAAUUGGACCUCAAUAGCUACGAAUAA
Copidosoma floridanum is the source of this 575-nucleotide messenger RNA. RefSeq names its product meiosis specific with OB domains hold'em (gene hdm). Gene Ontology annotation, biological process: resolution of meiotic recombination intermediates. Lineage: Eukaryota; Metazoa; Arthropoda; Insecta; Hymenoptera; Encyrtidae. The record is from RefSeq and is a predicted model, not a curated record. Gene Ontology annotation, molecular function: single-stranded DNA 3'-5' DNA exonuclease activity; single-stranded DNA binding.